AGUGUGCAGGCUUGAUAUGGAUAAUUUCAGUUGCCAGAAGUCGCGUAAUUAUUAAUUGUCUGUGUACAACGGCUCGGAUGCAGAGAUGGAAGACUCGCCGAGCAUGUUGAGUGGAUCGAAUUCUAAUGCAAAUUCACUGGCUGAAUCUGCCCACGUUGGACAGGAAGAACGUUACAAUCAUGUCAGAGUGCUAGGAAAGGGGGCAUUCGGUGAAGCGGUUCUUUAUAGUAAAACUGAGGAUAACUCCUUGGUUGUCUGGAAAGAGAUCAACUUGGCACAGGCAACAGAGAAGACGAAACGAGAUGCUCAGAAUGAGAUUGAUAUUCUGUCUCUGCUGAAUCAUGCCAAUAUCAUCACAUACUAUAAUCACUUUGUGGAUGAAAGCUCCUUGUUUAUCGAGAUGGAGUAUGCAAAUGGUGGAACUCUCUAUGAGAAGAUCGUUCACCAAGGUGAACAGCUGUUUAGUGAAGAGACAAAAUUGGCCCGUUCAGCACAGUCAGCUGGGAAAAAUUUGGAACAACCUUAACAAAUGGUUGCUGCUCGAUGGAAAAGAAAAGGAAGUGGCACAGAAUACAGUAGUAUUUGCUGCAGAAGUGACUCCAAAGUCGUUGUGGGGCUACCAUCGCACUUGCUCAAUGGUACAAGGCCUACAAGUAAGUCGCAUGCUUUUUUCCAUUUUCUGUUGUAUAAACCCUCAUCUGUUUCUAUUUGAAACUCAUCCAGGUCAAUUUGCAUACUGUGCAGUGCAUGUUACUUGAUUUAAUUAAUUUAAAAGUAAUUUCUUCUCUCGAAAUAUGGGCUGAAAGUCCAAAAAACGAGUGUUCAGAAACAGAUAAAAAAUUGAGUGUUUUCAAACAUGGCACACUCAAAAUGUUCAUUAAAACAAAACUGAGAACAACUUGCAGGUAAACGUGCAUCUUAUAGCAAAGUAUGGUUCUUUUGUACCGGUAGCACUUGAAUCUUAGGGAUUGUAAAUUUGGAAACCCUGUAGGGGAGCUACAUUUUAACUUGUGAAUUCACCUUGGUAGAUGACUGUGACAACAUGCUCGAUAACUGUAGGGUUAAAGUAAAAAAAGGGCAGGGUUUUGACUUUUUAUGGAAAUUAUGAGGGGAACUGUGAGUGUUUAACACAUGGUAGAUUAAAAUUUGCAUGACUAGUUUAUCAGGGAGAAAGUCAGAUUUUCUCACAGUUUACAAUUUGAACUUCCAAAAAAUAGGGUCAGCAAAAUAAAGAGUGUUGCCUUUGUGUUUUUUUUUGGGGGGGGGGCUUACCAGUUUUGCAAGAUUAAAAUACCAUUAUAAUUAAAACAGGGGGUCCCCAAGUAUACAAUCCCCUGGCUCUUAUUUGAGAAUGGUUUCAUUUCAUGUUUGAUUGAUGUCUGACCAUGCUGACCAAACUUUAAAGCAAAAGUUGCAAAUCCACUUAGUGUGGGGAAACACCAUGGAAUGCAACUCAAUAUUUAUUGUAUAUAAAAUAUAUUUUUUUAUAUUAACUGUUAAAUGAUAGCAACUAAAUACAAACAGUAUUGCUUUUCUGAAAGUGCAGGUCAAAAAUAUUGUUCAUCCAGACCACUGAAGGGAAAAUAUAACACAUCAGCUGACAUUAAUAAAUUAGUUUAUGUGCCAUGAACACAUGUCGUGUCUCAGUUGAUAAUCAGAAAGAACAAUACAGAAUUAAAGAUGGUCAGCAAUUGCUACAUGUAUACAGUGUUAAAUGUUGUUGAGCAUUAAGCCAACUGUGCAUGCCUACUGGAGGUAACACCGCAAUAGUCAUGAAAUGUUGAAGCCGGUUCACGGCACAGAAAAUUUGAAAAUAGGGCAAUUGUCUUUGAGCAUAAAUGUGACAAUUAGGCCUACUUUUUAGUAGAUACUUUUGUAUUAAGUGCUGUUUUAACUUAACCCCUUCGCACCGGGAGGUGG
Acanthaster planci (crown-of-thorns starfish) is the source of this 1920-nucleotide messenger RNA. It is a transcript of the gene nek9, whose product is annotated as NIMA related kinase 9. The record is from RefSeq and is a predicted model, not a curated record. Gene Ontology annotation, molecular function: protein kinase activity; ATP binding. Gene Ontology annotation, biological process: protein phosphorylation. NCBI's taxonomy places the organism in Eukaryota, Metazoa, Echinodermata, Asteroidea, Valvatida, Acanthasteridae.